Molecule: messenger RNA, 12780 nt
Organism: Lonchura striata (white-rumped munia)
Lineage: Eukaryota; Metazoa; Chordata; Aves; Passeriformes; Estrildidae
Gene: JPT2
Product: Jupiter microtubule associated homolog 2
Cellular component (GO): nucleus
Source: RefSeq, a predicted model, not a curated record
AUGGCCGAGCAAGGCGGGGCGGCCGGCUCUCCCCGCGGCGCGGUUGGAGCGGGGCUGUGGAGCGGAGCUGCUGAGUGCCACCAUGUUCCAGGGCGCUGAGGCCGAGGCGGCCAAGCCUAGCUCCAGGGUAUUGAAGCCCCCAGGGGGAGAUUCUAGUAAUCUCUUUGGGAGUACAGAAGAAGUGUCUUCUUCAAGCAGGCCACACCGGAUGGCAUCCAAUAUCUUUGGAGCAUCAGAAAAACCUCAGAACAUUCCAAAAAGAACAAACCCUCCAGGAGGAAAAGAAAGUGGCAUUUUUGAGGACUCUACUUCUGCUCAGCCUCGUCCACGCUUGAAUCCACCUGGUGGGAAGACAAGUGAUAUCUUUGGGUCUCCUGUCUCUCCCAGCAUUGUGCGAGCACACCCGAACAAACCCAAGGAUCACAUUGUCUUAAAAGAAGAGGAAAUACCAAAGAAACUAGAAGAAAAUACCAAACCACAGCUGGAAGACGGAGGCGAAAAAAAGGCUCUGGGCAAAGAGGAGCAAUGCAAGGAGCCAGAACCCAAGACAGACAAUCACGAACCGCGACUAGGGCCAAGGCCACGCUCGCACAACAAAGUCCUCAAUCCACCAGGGGGGAAAUCCAGCAUUGCGUUCUAUUAGGGUCAUCAUGUCACUGUCACUUAUGGAAAAGUCUUGUCUAUGCCGGUGAGGUCAGUUUAUACACUAUUGCUUGUGAAUAGAUUCUUAGGCAAAUGGAUGAGGGUUAUGUUAGAGCAUGAAGAAAGGGUAACCUGGUGAUUUGGGGAGGGAAUGGGUGCCUUGUGGAAGAUGUGAGUACUGGCCUGCCUGGGUGGGUGGCAGAGCCAGACAUUAGUGUAACUUUGUGAAAAAGCAGUGCUACUUAGUGGUAAGUUCCUCAGACUGUUAGAUUCUUAGCUAGCUUGUGGCUCAGGAGGCUCUUGGGGAAUCAGGCUUCCAUAAAGUCAACAUGUCAAACAUUGUGAAUGGGAAGGGGCCUGAAGGUUCCACUUGAAGCUUCUGAAGUAAAGCAGUUAGGUGGGGCUUUCCCCUAGGCAAUGGGAUGCAGCUUCCAGCGUGAGCUGACUUGCAGUUAUAUGACUAUAAAUAUGUUCCACAGGAACAAGUACUGCUGCCAUGGUUAAGAGUGUCUUCAGUCAUUGCUUCUUUUUCUCCUUUCUUGCUUGCAGCACGAUUGCUGAUACAAGGACAAAAUAUGCUGAAAAUUUCUUUUAUACUCGUAAACAAUCACACGUUUGUAAAGAUUGUGGUCUUCCCCUGUCUAGGUAUUCAGGUCUUUUGGAUGCCUUUAGUAAUUUGCUGAUUACUGUGACUAGCUCUUCACAUGUGGCAGUCCAACUUGCUGUUUCAUGUAGGUGCUUCUAGUUGAGUGCUUGUAUGUUUUCUGGUAAAGAUGUGGGUGCAAACAAUAGCUUUAUGGUACUCUUUGAACAGAGGCAACAAGUUUACCACGGAGCAUAGGCUGAGGUGUUAGCCAGGUCACUCUGACCCAGCCUUUGUAGAAAGAGCUUAGCUUCAGCACAUGUUUUCACUUGGCUCCCUGUGGAAACCAGGACAGUUCUCCUGUUUCCACCACAGUGAAUUUCCUGUUGGUUUUGCCUGUGCUGGCUCUGUUAGUGAAUUCUCCUGUCUUUCAUCAGCCUUACCUUUGCCUUUGUCUCAGAUAACCUAGAGCUGUAGUUGAUUUUGCUGUAGAUUACCUUAGCUGGAAAAUCAAAGACAGCACAAACAGCAGGUUUGUAUUACUAAACUCUGUCAUAAAUCAUGUUUGAAGAUGUGCAUGUUUUGCACAGAUGUUUUUGGGGGAGGGUUUGUUCCCUGAAUUGAUUGAUGAUCCUAUCCAGAGCUUUGAUACAUGAAUGUUAACUCUAGGUGCUUACUGUUAAAUAUAUUGAAUACUGCCCUUUUAAAUCUGACAUAUCAAAACAUUUCUUGCAUUUCUUUCUUUGGAAUCUAAACAAUGUUUUCAGCCCCAUCAGGUACAUCAAAGAACAAGUGGCCUUACUCUGUGUAUCCACUGCUGUUCUAGCCCACGUUCCUUGGGAACUGCUGCCAUUGAGACAGAAUGCUGGGCCAGCUGCUAAACCUUUCUGUGAUUGUAAUGCUUCUUAGGCCGCACAAUUUCCUUGUGUCAGCAGCAGUGGGUGACUGCUUUAAGACUUAGUUGCCUUUUCAAAUAGUGAAACAUAUGGGGCAGUGGUAGGAUAGAAACAGCCAUGGAAAGUAGGGAUUUGAAUGCCUUUGUAUCUUUCAGAUUGGUUUGGAGCUGCCUGUUAAUUUUCCCCCCAGGAAAACAAGGCAGUAGUUCAAACUGCAACCAUGGAAUGAACUUAUGUUAGUUCCAAAUAUGUACUUCUUAGCACCUCUUCCUGAGUCUGUGCUCUCCAGCCUCUGGCUGAGUCUCAGACACAUUAGCCAUUUCACAGUUCCUUGUUCCACUACUUGACAGGAAGCUGUCAUAUAGAAAAGUCAACCAAAGGCUGCUUCCUACAUUGCAGGCUCUGGUGUAGCUGAUGCUAUCUGCAAUACCAAGCAUUUGGCAUCUUUUAUUUAGUACCUGAUGUGCACUGGCUUCCGUGCCUGUCCUUUAGGGAGCAACUUCUAACUAGGCCUUAAAUCAGUUAAAUUCUGUUAAAUUUCUUGCAUUUCUUUCUUUGGAACCUAAACAAUGUUUUCAGCUCUUAAAGUAAGGUAGAUCUGAGCAUUUCUCUGGGACAGAAGGGGAUUUGGAACCAAAUGAAGAACAUGCAGUUACCAAUAAACAAGUAUUUUGUCACUUCAUUGUGUGCUAUAGAUGCCUGCUUUUAUAAAUUGGUCAGUACUCUAUUUCACUAUAGAUACACUGGUGAAUUUUAUGGUCUGAAAUGGGAAAAAUUGCACAUAUAUUUUCCAGCUUUCCAUACAUGGGACUGUACUCAGGAGCUGUGACAUCCUGCCCAAGGCUGCACAUGAGACAGAUGCCUCUUAUCCCUGGGGAGCGGUAGGACAGUAGCAAGAGCUCAGCUUAAUGCCUUUUUGUGGGCAACAUUCCAUGAUGUUCUGUACCACACUGGGAUUCUGUUAUGUUCUUCAGCAAUAUUGUAAAUAUAAUUAAAUAUUCAAAUAUUUUAAAUAGUUAAGGCUAUUUGUAGAAAAACAUAGUCAUUCCCCUUGAACGAGUGAUACUCUUUAUGUGGAGAAAUCAUACCCUCACUUGUGUAUUUCUAGUGAGCGCAUAAAACACCCUUCAUGUACCAGACUGCCUUGGCUGACAGAGGAGGGGACUCCAGCUACUACAGACAUUGCAAUUCUGGGUGAGCUGGACACAGUGACCUCUCGGCCAGGAUGUUGUGUGUCUGCGGCAUUCAUCGCUGAACUUCCAGACUGUAAUGCUUGCAGAGCCUCUUGGCCAGCCCUCACUCAAGAGUGACUUCUAUGUUUGGCCAUUUACAGUUCAGAACUCUCCUCUGAAACAUAUACAGUUUGGGUGGGAUCUGCACAGUGUGGGAAUGUGGCAAUGUCCUUGAUAAAUAGCACAUUAGCAAUGAAGUAUUGUCUUUCCUUUGAGCUGCAGCCAACAGUAGACUGCAGUAUAGCUCCAGUUUGCAACUGUGUGUGUUACCUCAUUGCUUUACCCAAAACUGACGGUUUGUAGCUAAACACUUGGGAUAGAAUUUUAUCAGAGUUGCUGCUUCAGUCUGGGAAGGAAAAUUAUGGUGUCCAUAGCAAGCUUAGCCUAAGAAGUGGUUAAAGGAGGAUUUUGCAUGCUUUAGUGAGUCAUGUGUGGUUCUAGGCAUAUGUGUUGCUUAGUCACUAGAUAUGUCACUGUGUCUGUCCUGAACAAGAUCUCACAGCUCUAGUGAGCUGGCCAGCUGCAAUGUGUCAUCCCUCCUGAUCCUCAUGUGUACCAGUUAACCCAGAUCAUGCAUGUUUUUUCCCCUGUGAAGACUGCUGGCAAUUGUACAAAACCUUUUAAGCUGGCACGGUCUGAUACUGUCCAUCUGUUGCAUCACACCCUGCAUUGCACUUUCAAUGAAAAAGAUUAAUGUCCUCCUCUCUCUUGGUGUUUUAAGCAGCAUUAUUGUGAGUUUUUAAAAUUAUUUAUACAGGCUAAUCAGACUUGGAAUAUCCAAAGUACUUUCUUGGGGCUUGUCUAGUGCGAGAAGAUAUAUAAAGUAGUGACGUGUGGAGACAAUUACUUAAGCACUAAAUGAGUAACUUCUGUAGUAUGUUCCCUGGAAGGCUGUCAGAGUUGCUUAUGUACAAUAUAUGAUCAUACUGAUGUAUGGAUGUCCAAGUAUCUUGGCUACCUGGGUGAUUGUGUAUUGGAGUUGGCCACCCAGUGAAUUUCAGCUUGAAGCUUUGCUGAAACGGUGUAUCACUUCCCUUUGGAAAAGGUGAUGGAUUAAAUGUCAUUGAGACUGGAAUUUUCCAUUUUUUCUUAAGGCGCAAAGACAAGUCACAGCAUCCUGGCUGGGGGAGAUUUGGCCACAUGUAAGCUGUUUCUGUCGUUACUGGUUAUCAGCUGUGCAAGAAGUGGACUGGGUAACAAUUCAUUGCUGGCCAAAAACUGGUGUCUAGAAGCCUCCCAGCAGGCUAAGCUGGCUGCCUAGGCUCUGCCCAGUCGCCACUCCUCCCUUUGAACACAGUUGGUGAGCAGGAAGAGGCAGGUUUAAAUUAUUGGGCUAAAUUAGUAGCCCUGAUUAUUUUUGUAGUUUUAUCUUGCUUCUGGGAAUUAAGACAGUCUCAUGUUGAAUUUGCUCUUCCUUUCUUUCAAGUUCCUUAUAUUGCUAGCUGGACAACCUCUUCUUCCUCAGGCAGAUCGAAAUACUCUUCAUAGUCAGCAAGAAUGCAGAAAUUGGCUUUACUUAUCAGCCUCUCUAGGUCCAGCUGCCUUCUAAUUCUGGUGUCUUACCUACUGCUUUCAUCCCUCCUCCUACAUAUACAGAUAUUAGAAAUAGUAGCUAUGCUGCCUUUGGUUUCUCCGUGACUCCUCCUCUGCUGCUUGCUUGGGUGUGUGCUAUGUGCCACUUAAGCCAAAACCACAGACUGCUCUGUGUCCAGGUGUAUCAGAAGCCCAGGGGCCUGCUGAAGUAAUGGGAACUUGUCGCUAUGCCAGGUUUUUCAUGAAGAUCAUAAAAAUGAUGGCUUUUUCUCCGAAGUCUUGUCCUGCAGACUUAUAUAAAUGUGUGCUCUACUGUGACACUGUUUAACGUCCUGGCUGCUGGGAGAAUGUGCUUAGGCAUGAAGGGCAACACAAGUCCAAGUGUGAGCUGCCUGCACUAUUGUCCACUUUCAGGCUUCAGUCUGUAUUUUACAAGUCUCAAUGCACUGUGUGCAGUUUUGGCCUGCCUAGUACAAGACAGAUGUGGUUUAGGGAAUGCAGUGAUGGGCCACAAAGGUGAUAAAGAGACUGGAGCAUCUGUCACAGGAGGAGGGGCUGAAAGAGCUGGAGCUGCUCAAGAAGGUUCUGGGAGAUCUGGCCAGUGUGCUCAAGUCCCUGCUGGGAGGAAGCAAGGAUGAGGGGGCCAGAUUUUGCUCUGGACAGGAGGCAAUGGGCAAAAGAGAAACCACACAGAAUUCCAGCUGAACACAAGGACAUACAUUUUUCCUGUGAGGGGUCAGAUACUGGGACAGGUAGCCCAGCGAUGCUGCAGAGUCUUCAUCCAUGGAGAUGUUCAAACUCUGCUCUGUACUCUGCCUUCUGCUCCAUGUUGAUUCUUCAGGGUUAUUUGUUUGCUAAGCAAAGAUGCCAGGCUUGCAGAGCUAGUGACUUCAAACUGUGACUGUGAAACCUGCUCAGCAGGAAACCAGGGCAGCUGUAAUACGCCAUCCCGAUGUAGGUGUAUAGCCACAAUACACCCAGCUACAGUUGGGAACUCACAGUAGCAAAGGAAUAAGUGAUUUUGAGCCAGCUGGUAGAGACCAGCAGGGGCAUAGACGUGAAUGCCAAGAGAGUGAAGACUGGCAGAGUCAGCAUGGCACAGACAAUAGCAAGGACACCUCUCAGUCUAACACGGUGGUGAAGGGAAUGAACAGAAAAUCUCUUCCAGGGGACCCUGCUUCCCAUGGGUCCUAGUGGCACACGGGGCUGUGCAAAGUGGGCUGGCAGGAGUGGCAGUGACACGGCCUUUCCUUGGCUGUUAGUAGUGUAGCGGACCAGCUGUUCUAUCUCUUGCUGAGACUUCUGAACUGAGAACUGAAGUGUUACUAGGUGUCUGGCACUCAAGCGAAACCCCAGGUUUUAACAAAGGGGAAGGGAAAACAUUGUUAUACCAUGAUAAUUAUGGAAAUAAGGAAUGGAAGCUGUUUGACAAAAUGGGGCCUGAUUGCAUGAAAGUUGUCUUUUCCCACUUGCAAAGCUUAUCCCAGUCCUUUCUGUUUUUGUCUCAGGCUUCCCAAAACACACAGCCAUAUACCACAGGUUGAUGCUACAAUAGCACAAUUACAGGACAGAGGUAAAACCAGGGGACUGUUACUUCUUGUAAUUUAAGUCAGGUUAAGGUGCGUCUCGCAGUUUGCAAGGAUAUAAAGGACUCCUCGUUCAGCUACAACAGGUGAAAUUCUGUUUGAGGGGGCUGUAGUGGAUGUUUCAAAAAAUCAGGAGCAAGUUAUCGGCAAGUGCUUCAUGUUUUGGGUACUCACAAUUAAUAUGCCAAUUGCUACAGAGAGAAUGAGGGAGCUGUCGUAAACUGCCCCAAAAAAUGCAAGCAGCUGCCUGCUGAUUUUAACCAGAAUAUUUAUCCUGGAUAAACUUGCUUAAAAUAAAAUGAAGCCAAGAAAAAAAAAAAAAUUAGUAUUCUUGAUCUGGUUAUUUUGAUAGAAAGUAAGUUUGAGCACAAGCAUAUGGGCAGGAAGGGUUUGAAUGAGAGGAUGUGUAAACAAGGUUGGUUCUGUCUGGUUUGUACUACCAAGCCCUUGGUGGUUUACUUUCUUUUUAAUUAAUGUGCACCACAGAGGAGCUGGUAUUUUCAGACACUUUGAAGGCAAGUCAGCAAGUGCAGAGUGAAACUGCAGGUUAAAGUGGAGCAUGUGUUUCCUGUAUCAGCAAAGCUCACAGCUGCAGCAUGUCCAAACUACAUGGGUGAAGUUUUGACAUCCUCUUUUAAGAGGCUAAAUGCCUGAUCAGUUAAAGGGGGUGAAUGCUGAGGGGCAGGACCAUGGUUUAAAAAUAAUAUAGCAGCAAGAAAAAUUUAUAUUGAACAUCUACAUUUGAGAAAUACCAGGAAUUGCACAGUAAAUUACUUUAAAAAGACCCUAGUUACAGCAAAAAACAAACCAAAAAUACCACCCUGUCAAAUUGUUAGGGACAUGCAGAAAUUUUAUUAAAUUUCCUCAAAUUCUUUAUAGAAUUUACAGUAAUUCAGUUUAACAGCUUUCACAGAGGUUUAUUUAAAGAUCUUAAAUUUGAUUAAAACUGGUUUGAUUUGAUUAAAAACUUAAAUUUGAUUUGGCGAUUUGCCUAUCUGUAUGGCUGCUUCCCAUCAGUUGUCAUACUGAUGACAUUUCUUCCCUCCUGAUUUCACAGUGGCUUCUUUCAAAUCACUAAUGAAAUAGUACCAAAAUAAUUUUAUUUAUUUUACUGCAGGCCUUACCUAAUAUAAAAGUUCAUCCUCAUAAUGUGACAGAGGCUGCUACAUCAUCCACAAAGGGCAACAAAGCAGCAAAACAAGUCUGUGGCAGAACACCAGAACAGAAGCAGGAGUCUCAAUUUAGAUAGCCAGGUUGGUGCUUUCUUUUAAGCAAAGGCAAGCAUUAAAAAAGAAGUCUGAAGCUUUCCCCAGAUACAAAGGCUUCCUCUUGUACAGACUCAGGCUGAGCAAGCCCAGUUAUAUUCUGGACACAACAGUGCGGCAUCUGCAGGGCAGAGCUGCCCCAAGCAUGUGACAUUGACACCCCACCCAGCUCAGGAGGCACCCACUUUGUUGGUCUGUCACGAAGGUGAAAUGUCUAUGGACUGUUUUUUAAAUGGAGUAUUUCUUCCCAUUCUCCCAAAUCCUUCUGAUCCUCCUUUGGCAGUGUUUGAAGCUUUAAAUAUUGGAUGAGUAAUUUUCCUUUAAGGUUUUUUUGCAGUCUUUCAGAAGACUUUGAAGGGAAAGAAGGGUCAAAGAGUCCUCAAACUUUUAGGUGUCAAAGGCAUGCUUCUCCACAUUUCACGAGUGGAAGGAACAAGUCUUAUUACUCCUGUAUUUCCUAGUCCCUCCAAAACUGAGGCCUGCAAGGCUUUGUCCGCUUAUGUCAGUCAAUGGGCCACAGCCAUAGAACAGUACAUGGUGUCUGGCACAAAGGGGGCAAUACAGUUGUGGAAGAACAUGAUAGUGAGGACCAGGAGCCAGUAGGGAACGGGAAGGUGCUGUAUGUCCUGAAUGUGCUGCAAAGAUAAGAUGUGCCCUCACUCUCCACGAAAAUAGCCCAGCUUCACACCAGUGUUACUUUCUGCAAGCCACUGAAGAGCACAAGAGAUUUAAGAAGUGAUGGCAGUUAAAAGGGAAGUAAAAGGCAGCUCCAUAUACCUCUAAGUGAAAUUUGAGAUGUACUGACUCUAAAACAUGCCUUCUGUAACACUAUCCAGUAAAAAAAAAAAACAAAAAAGCUUUCUUAUUUUUGUAAAGGUUCUGGCUGCAAGAGACUGUUUUGAGCAGGCUUUGUUAAGAGUCCACUGCACAUCCUUAAGUGAAACACAACAGAAAGGUACAGUAUAAACAGGAGUCAGAACACAACUACAGAAACCAGUUGAGAGUACUGUCAUGAGAAGGAACCCAUCUAAUAGAUCAAGGUGCAUAAAAAUUGCAGACUGAAGUUGCUUGUAAUGCUUGUUCCUAGGCAGAAUGCAAGGAGGAAUUGAAGUUAAGGUCUAGGAAGAGAACAGUACUGUCCACAUUAGCUAUUUCCUAUCCUGAAUCCUGUGAGCCAGAAGGCAGUUCAGAGGGAGGCUACCAGCUAGUUUUGUGCACAGUAUGCUCCUCUGAGCCACCUACAGUCAAAAAGUAACUGGCUCAGAAAGCUGCUGCCAGUCUGAGUAACACCUGAGCUCCCUAGAAGGCUCUAGGCAGGGAACUCUUGGCUGGUGGCUCACAGAUGCAAUCUUAGCACUGCUCUGCAGGGUUGACCCAAGGGGUGUGAAUGCCCUCUCCUGGCCAAGACUGGCUCCUGUUGCUCCAGUGGCAGUGCUCCUGCACCAGGGAUUUCCAGGAUAGAGAUGGGGAAAAAAAACAUGUACAACUUUUUUGGAUUCUUGCUGGAUAAUGCCAUCCAAGCCCAGCUACCCACUUUAUCAAGUACACUGAUUGUAAGGGCUGAAACAAACCCCAGCACACAGAGCAUGUUCCCUGGGAAAAACAAAAAGUAUUAGAAAUUCCUGGGAGUGGAGAGCACUGAACGACAAAACCCACUGCAUAUAAAAUGCCGAAUUCUCCAUGACUCCUAAGCCCAGAUUCUCUUCAAACAGAGUAGGACCCUUCACCUUGCACCACCCUGUCACAGUCCCUGAGCUCUGCCCACUGAGCUCCCAUGGCUGCAGGCCAGUGAGGCUAAAGCCACCUGAGUCUCAGGCAGAACUCAGCUGGCCUGUGGCUAGAAUGCUCCUGAUCUGCAGCAGAACUGUGCAAUAAACCCAAGAUAAAAGCAAAGGGAAACCCAAGAUAAAAGCAUUGGGAAACUUACCUGGUCCGCAGAGCAGGGGAGGCAUAUCAGGGCCGUACAGGAAGCUAGGCUGUACCUCUUCAUUUGUGUGACCUGUUGCAGUUACCCCAGCAGUCUGGUCUGUGAGCACCAGCAGCUCCAGAGUAGUGAGUGAGUCUGUUUAUUGCUGCCUACACCAAAGCAAGUUUUACAGUGGUCAUCUGCUGCAGACAUCCUUCUUAGAAGGAGUUUUGUACACAUUUUGUUUUCCAGCGAGCCAAAACAGCUUCUGAGAUGAAUGCACGCUUUGUCUGAUGUAUUGACCCCUUUGUGGGCUACAGAAGUCACUGUGCUGUGCUUGUAAAUGCUGCAUGAGCACAAAACUUAAAUGUCAGACAGGAUGCGAUGCCCUAUGCUCACCACAGCUUUCUCUCUGAGAGCUGGAAUCAGAGGACACUAAUCAGUUUCAGCUUCUGCAAGAGAUUAAUCUCUUUUCAGUGGGUCAUGGCUAAUACUGCCUUGUUUUAUAAAUAACACUUUUCUAUAGUCACUGAAGCAAGUCUCCCUAACAUCACCAUUCCAGCAGACUACUCAUGUGCUGUAUAAUCCUUUCCUUCCACUUGAGACAGAUCUUGUUUCACUGCACCAAAAAGAGGAGAGAAACUCAAAUCUUAUAAAGCCCCAGAAUAGAUUCACACUAAAAAAUGUGCAAUUCAGGUUCUUCUCACAGUAAUUUGAACAUGUGGUUUCAAUCAACCAUGUGCAAGGCAUCUUCUGCUGGGACCAGUACAGACACUGCUGCAGAAUCAGCAGGUUCUGCUGGCCAAAGUACAGAAUGAUGAACACAUUUCGUUCCUGUCUCUUUCACUCCGAAGUCUCUAUUCCAUGGGAGUUCUCCUAUAUUAAGUACUGACUGUCUGUGAUUGUAGAUGCUAAAAUAUGCCAAGAAAACUAAGCUGUCAGGCUGACACUAGAGAAUUAGAGUGCAUUUUCUGGCAUCAGUGUAGAAAACACCACUCAUUGCAUACAGAAAGCAACAGGAAAAACUGGAAGAUCAUGUGCCAUUUCCUGCUUACCUCACUACUUCUUUCAGGUUCUUUUAAUCAUUGGACAAAACAAGCUGGCCUUGGUCUAGAAAACACCAAAGAAAUUCACCUCCCUAGAGUGUCCAUUGCAUUCCAAACCUUGUCUCAAACUGCUGGGUGAAGAAGAAAUUGAGAACACUCCCAAGAUGGGAGAAAGACAAGAGUCAAUCCAAAUGCCAGUGCCAGCUCCUUCCCCUUGAACCAGAAAAUUGUGAUAACGAUUCUGCACAACUUACAGAAGAGAAGAAUCCUCUCUUGAACAGACAGGCUUGACCAAGAGCAUGGCACAGAAAUAACAGCUCUCAAGCUGGAGAGCUCACGCUAGAAGCUGCUCCAUGCAUGCCAAGAGGAGGCAUGUGCCAGAGAAGGUAUAUGCUAGCCUUACAGUUCAUUUAAAAAUGUAGUAAAUCAUGCAGAGGCAUGGGAGAUGAACUUAUUCAUCCUCUAAGGCAAGCAAAAAUAAUUUCAAAGGCAGAGAAAUCACAUGUCAGUGACCACCCUUAAGAGAAGGACAAACUUGUUAGAGGGGAAGACUUAAAACAUUCCAGCACGCAUUAAAUUAAGGAGCAGUGGUCUACCAACAACACAAGUCACUGGGGAAGAGCAGGUGAAGCCAACUGGUAGGACAAGGGUCCAGAAGGCAAAAGUGUAUCAUGACCCUUUUGUGAGAUGUAAAUUAGAAAAUAUGAAAGUAUAUAAAUGUGAAUUCCUUACUACUAAGUGACCCAUUCCCAGAACCAAAGAGCUAUUAACAUCAUUGGGAGGAGGUAUGGAAAGCCCUUGAAGCAAGCUCAAAGCAAAGAUGGGUGAUCCCAGCACAGUGAGAAAAGAAAGCAAAAACACCAACUAGGAAUAAACAGAAAAAAUGCACAAACCUCAAAAGACAUGCUUAUGUCAGGACAAAGGCAUUCUGUGUCGAAAAGCUAAAGAACAACCUUAAAACACACCAAUAAACCUCAUCAGUUUACUCUGUGCUUUCAAUUUCUUGAAGACUAGUCUCUUUUUAUAAAAUGACUUGGCAAUCAUCGAAAUAAUGAUGCUAUUAUCAAUGGUGGGAGGUCAGAGGGACAGGUAAGUGGCAGGGAACUCUCAAGAGUACUCUAUAUAAUCUCUGACUCUGCCCUGAGCUCCAUUGCAGACUAUGACCUAGAGAACAUGAUCUCCUGUGUACCUUUCCUAAGACAUUUACCUCUGUGAUACCUAGUGAGAGGGACUAAUCUGAUUUUUAUUUAUGCCUCAACAUAUGUUACUCAUAAAAUAGAAGAUUCCUAUAAGGGCUGUACAUGUGCUGGCAGCCCUGUCCCUGGGAAGGCUUUGCCUGGCAGCCAGUCAGGGCAGAGAACGCUUCCACGAUCUCCCCCUCCCCCACACUUGCCGGUGGGACAAAUGCCCAGAUGCCUGGAAAGAAUGCCCAGGAAACUGGGCUAUGGGAGGAGCUUUUAGCACAUAAAAGCAGUUAACUGUGACACAAUGAGAGCCAUUAUUCUUUGGGUUUCUUGGAGGAAGCAGGGCCUCACCUCUAGGGUCUCUCCCCAUCUCGGUUUCUCAUCCUGGUGGUCCUGCUUCCCUGUCCGCACCUGCUUUGCCCUGCUUCACCAUUUCCAUGAACCAGCUCAUCGCCACAACAACUUCAUGCUCUGCUGCCUCCCCAGCAGAGCAGGUGCUGCCACAGCCAGCCGCCCCUGCCGUGUUUCCUGGGCACAGCAGUGGCUACUGCUGCUUGCACCCAGCUGCAACCACACCUGCCACAAUAUCAACCCGUGGCGACCAGCCUCUACCCGCCACUUGCACCGAGCCAUUCACAAGAGCUGUGCAAGGCUCGCUGCAGCUUGCAGCCAACACCAGAGGCAUGCUGCCACUUUGAAAGCCCCACCAAGCCGCCGCUAGAGGCACGCAGCUCGCUGUGGCUUGCAACACACAGCACCAUUUGCCUUGCUGAUGCUGACAGAAUGCUAGAGUUCUUACGGUAACACUGUCCCUGUCUUGUUUCUCUCUCUGUCUCUUUCCCUCUCUGCUCGUGUUUCUAUCUCCUUCAGUAGGAACACUCCUUUACCAAUAAACAGUUGUCAGAUA